Molecule: messenger RNA, 1751 nt
Organism: Cicer arietinum (chickpea)
Lineage: Eukaryota; Viridiplantae; Streptophyta; Magnoliopsida; Fabales; Fabaceae
Product: protein NRT1/ PTR FAMILY 2.6-like
Biological process (GO): transmembrane transport
Cellular component (GO): membrane
Molecular function (GO): transmembrane transporter activity
Source: RefSeq, a predicted model, not a curated record
AGCAAACAUCACCCGAUUAUGAAAACAGCAAGGACCAAAGUGCAAGAAUAAUGGAUAGUAAGCUAACAUAUUCCCCAAAAGAAGAAGAGAGCUUGAGAGUUGGGAGCAAGCGAGGUGGUUGGAUAAGUUUUUCAUUCAUCAUUGGUAUAGUAACGGGGUCUUCACUUGCAAGCACAGCAAUUAUAGGAAACUUGAUUGUGUAUCUCAUACGAGAAUUCAAUAUAAAGAGUAUCAAUGCUGCUCAGAUUGUAAAUUUGGUUGUAGGAAGCACUAAUCUAUUUCCAAUUGUUGCUGCAAUCAUUGCUGACUCUUUCUUUGGCUCUUUCCAUGUUGCCUUUGCUUCUUCUUGUAUUGCUUUGAUGGGAACAGUAAUUUUAACGUUGACAGCAACUAUGAAUUCAUUGAAGCCUCACCCAUGCAUCAAUGGACCCACCAGUUGCAAACCAGCAACAACAGUCCAAUACACUGUUCUAUACAUAAGCAUAGUGCUAAUAUCAAUUGGUUUUGGUGGUGCACGUUUCACAACAGCAUCGCUAGGUGCAAAUCAAUUUGAUAACCAAGAUCAUCGAGCAACAUUUUUCAAUUGGUAUUUUUUAGCUUUCUUUGUUUCAUCUGGAGCUGCCUUAACUGUAGUUGUUUACAUUGAGGAUAAUUUGGGCUGGGCCUUGGGCUUUGGUAUAUGUGCUGUGGCCACUUUUGUUGGUUUGGUUGUUUUUUUAUUGGGCUAUCGAUUUUAUCGGCAUGAAAGCCCACAAGGAAGUGCGUUGUUGGAUUUGGCACGUGUUUUUGUUGCUAGUGUUCGUAAGUGGAAAUGUAAAGUCUCGUCAAGAGUGGAGGAUUACUAUACUAAGGGUCAUGAUAUGAUGGUUCAACUGCUACCAGGAAAUAGAUUAAGGUUCUUCAAUCGUGCAGCUUUAAUAACUGAUGCAGACCUACAUUCAGAUGGCUCAGUUAAGAAAUCAUCAUGGAAGAUAUGCACUAUUCAACAAGUGGAAGAUUUCAAAAAAAUAUUUGGAAUCCUACCACUAUGGUCUUCAAGUAUAUUCCUAUCAACACCACUAGCAAUCCACAGUAGUUUAACUGUACUUCAAGCUUUAGUAAUGGAUCGUUCAUUAGGAUCCCAUUUCAAAAUCCCAGCUAGUUCAAUUGGUGUUACAGUUUUAGUAUCAAAUUCCAUUUUCAUCACCUUUCUUGACAGGGUGUUAUGGCCAUUUUGGCAAAAGGUUACUGGAAAAUCGCCUAGGCCACUCCGACAAAUAGGAGUCGGACACGUGUUGACUAUUCUUGGCAUGGCUGUGUCUGCUCUUGUUGAAUCAAAGAGGCUCAAAUUAGCACAUGGGCAUGUUUCCAUGUCUGUCUUAUGGUUGUUUCCACAAUUAGUGUUGGUUGGUAUUGAAGAAGCUUUUCAUUUUCCUGGACAAGUUGCUUUCUACUACCAACAAUUUCCACAGUCACUGAGGAGCACAUCAACUGCAAUGAUUUCAACCAUUAUAGGGAUUUCUUUUUACCUUAGUACUGCUUUAAUUGAUCAAGUUCGUAGGAGUACUGAGUGGUUACCUGAUGACAUAAAUCAUGGGAAGGUAGAUAAUGUUUACUGGAUGUUGGUCCUGUUAGGAGCUAUCAAUUUUGUGUAUUACUUACUGUGUUCUACUUCUUACAAAUAUGAAAAUGAUUAAGAGGAUGUAAUGUUAUGGCUGGAAUAAGUAGUAAUGAUAAUAAGUUAUUUUCUCCUACAUUUUACUAUGAAAAAA